Messenger RNA from Penicillium pulvis, 1203 nucleotides. Its product is annotated as FAD-dependent oxidoreductase. The record is from RefSeq and is a predicted model, not a curated record. Gene Ontology annotation, molecular function: monooxygenase activity; FAD binding. NCBI's taxonomy places the organism in Eukaryota, Fungi, Ascomycota, Eurotiomycetes, Eurotiales, Aspergillaceae. Bases 1 to 1203 code for a protein of 400 amino acids. The transcript has a single exon.
AUGGCCUCCAACAACAUCGCAAUCAUCGGUGCAGGACUUUCAGGCCUAGCGCUAGCACUGUCCCUUCACAAACAGGGAAUCUUCUGCACCAUUUACGAAUCCCGUCCCGCCUCCCUAGACAUAGGCGGUGCAAUCAUGCUCUCACCCAACGCACUUCGCAUCCUCGACGCAAUAGGCAUCUACAAAAUCAUUAAACCCCUUGGCUACUCAUUCAAAUACCUCCACUUUUACACCGGAACACCACUGGAUACCUACGAAUUCGGAAACGCCGACAAAUACGACUACGACGCCCUCCGUAUCUACCGCUAUGAAAUAAUAGAUGCACUCGUCAAAGCCGUGCAAGAACGUGGCAUAACCAUCGAAUACGGGAAGAAGUUUACUCACGUAAUCUCCGAGACUGAGCGAGAUGUUACAUGGGCCUUCGAAGAUGGGACGACGGGCACCGCUACUUGUCUUGUCGGUGCUGAUGGGAUCCAUUCCCGUGUCCGAAAAUAUCUCUACCCAGAUCUCGAGCCAAUUUUCACUAAUGCCAUCGGUGUUACGGCUGCGAUACCUACAUCACAGCUCAAAAAGGGUGACUACGAACUCCCGUUGACGAUCAUGAAUCCAAAGCACGGAGCUUUCAUUAUGGCGCCGCAACUUCCCGAUGGUUCGGAGCUCCUCAUCGGCAAGCAGAAGCGCGUAGCGGAGAUGGGUCGUCAGGGCUGGAACGAGCUCCUCAGUGACAAACAGUGGUGUGUUAAUUUCCUCCGUGAAGGAGCCGAAGAUUUUCCCGAGAUCAUACAAUCUGCUGUUUCGGAUAUACCCGUUAACAAAAUCAAUCUUUGGCCGUUUUAUGUUGUGCCUAAGCUUGAUACGUGGGCUUCUGAUAAGUGCCGGGUUGUGAUUUUGGGGGAUGCCGCUCAUGCUAUUCCACCGACGGCUGGUCAAGGUAUCAAUCAGGCAUUUGAGGAUGUGUUUUCAUACUCGCUUGUGCUGGCUAAGUGUGGUGGUGGGGAUCUUAAGGGUGGGUUGAAGAGGUGGCAGGUUGGGAGGCAGGAGAGGGUUGAUCGGGUGUUGGAGCUUAAUGGGCAAAUUGACGCGAGGCGAAUGCCGAAGGAUGGGAAUGUGGAUUCUGAGUUGGAGAGUAAGCCGUUUGAUUUGAGAUGGCUUUAUAGUCCGGACUUUGAGGUUAUGGUGAAGGGUUGGCUGGAAGAUAUUUGA